Messenger RNA from Exserohilum turcica Et28A, 990 nucleotides. RefSeq names its product carbohydrate esterase family 4 protein. Gene Ontology annotation, biological process: carbohydrate metabolic process. NCBI's taxonomy places the organism in Eukaryota, Fungi, Ascomycota, Dothideomycetes, Pleosporales, Pleosporaceae. The transcript is spliced from 2 exons. Gene Ontology annotation, molecular function: hydrolase activity, acting on carbon-nitrogen (but not peptide) bonds. The record is from RefSeq and is a predicted model, not a curated record. Bases 1 to 990 code for a protein of 329 amino acids.
AUGCCUGAAGUCUACGCCGCACCGCCCGACUACGCCUUUCCCCGCGAAUUCAAGGGCUACGGCGAAACGGGGCUCGAGGGCCUGAAGUGGCCCAACAAUGCCAAAAUCGCAGUUUCAUUCGUAAUCAACUAUGAAGAGGGCGGCGAGCGCUCAGUCAUGAAAGGCGAUGGCGUAUCUGAAAUCAGUCUGCGCGAGUACCCAGCGCAGCACCGCAUCAACGAGCGCGACUACAGCGGAGAAUCCGAAUUCGAGUACGGCUCGCGCGCAGGCUGGUGGCGCCUGUUCAAGCUAUUCAACGCAUACAAGAUGAAAUUCACACUGUACGCCGUGGGCUCUGCCGUGGAAGAGCAGCCCGAGGCAGUGCAGCGCUGCGUCGAAGAAGGCCACGACAUCGCGUCGCACGCCUACCGCUGGAUCGACCACGCCAAUCUGUCCGUCGAAGCCGAAAAACAGCAUAUCCGCGACGGCAUUACCGCGCUCAAGAAACUGGCGGGCUACGCGCCAAAGGGCUGGUACUACGGCCGGCCCUCGCCGCAGAGCAGAGCCCUCAUCCCGCUCGUCUACGAGGAAAUGGGUGAAGAGCUCCUCUGGGCCAGCGACACCUACGCCGACGACGUACCGUACUGGACGGACCUGCCACACGAGCGCUCCAGCGCAAACCCCAAAGGCUGCCUGAUGCUGCCGUACAGCUACGACUGCAACGACUUCAAGUUCCACACGCAGGGCACUGGAUUCCGGAGUCCAGGCGCGUUUUACGAACACAUCAAGAACGCCUUCGAUGUCCUGUACGAGGAGGGCGAGGCUGGUGCCCCCAAGAUGAUGACGAUUGGACUGCAUUGCCGCAUCAUUGGGCGCCCUGGUCGCUUCAAGGCGCUGCAGGAUUUCGUCAAGUACAUCUCGGAGAAGGAGGGCGUGUGGGUGGCGACACGGACGCAGAUCGCAGAGGCGUUUCGAGAGCAGUUUCCGUAUAAGAAGGGGCAGCUUGCAUAG